Penicillium canescens is the source of this 456-nucleotide messenger RNA. RefSeq lists its product as uncharacterized. The record is from RefSeq and is a predicted model, not a curated record. Bases 1 to 456 code for a protein of 151 amino acids. Lineage: Eukaryota; Fungi; Ascomycota; Eurotiomycetes; Eurotiales; Aspergillaceae. The transcript has a single exon.
AUGAAGAGACCGUCAUUCUCGGACCCGCAAUCGCUGAAUAUUGGCUAUGCAUCUGGAAUGAGCAAUCAUGAUCCCGAAGUCGCGGCUGUUCGGCCCUUUGUCCCUUUCAUUGAUCUCACUAUCUCGACUGACCCUUCGCCCUCACAACCUUUGAGCAAUCCAGUCUAUGCUCUCACAAGUAUCAUCGAGAUCAAGGAUCUGGGCUUUUUUGAGGCUUUGCGGACGCAAGCAGUUAUGGUAGCCCUCGAAAAGAAAGACGGAUCGGAUCGAUAUGUCAAGAUUCGCUCCUCAUUUCCAGACCCCAAAUGUCUCGAUAUGGAGUGUGUCAUUUGCUACGAUGAAAGGCCAGAUAAAUUACUUCAUCUGAAAUGUACAAUAGAGUACAUUGCGCUGCCCUUUUCAGGACCCAACAAUCCCAGCGGAAAGAAGAUUCCUCGCCACGAGAAGACAAGUUAG